AUUCUGUAUUCAUCUCACUCGAAUUUUCAUCAGUGGCAUAUUUCUGGACGAAUCUCUGCCGGUUCAAACAAUCGCUUCGCUUAAAUUCACAAUCUCAGCUCGACUAAAGACGGAAAUAGAAGAUACCUCUUGCAGUAUAAUUGAAUCCUGCGAUACGUCACCAGGAAGGACACUGCAUGGGUGCACUGGUUUAUUCAUGCAAGAACUCUUAAACUUUGUGACUUGCCAGAUUCUUAAAUUAGAUGAGCUUUUUGAUAAAGCCGCUCCGUGAUUGUGUAAUUGCUUUCGAAACUAGACCGCAGCGAGGUAUUUAAGAGCUGUGCGCUAAAGGUUAUAGCCAUCAGUUUUUGUCUCGCCACUGGGCUAGAAAAGUGAAGGGCUCAAGUUGAGGAUUUAUACUUACUCUUGACGCGGUGUUUCGACGAUAUGAAGUUGUUUUUACGUGCAGCCGUGCUGACCGCUGUUUUGGCUGUGGUCCUUUCUGAUGGCAUAAAUUUGGGGAAAGAUUGUCACUGUCGCACAGCUAAUGCUAAAUAUAUAAAUGGAUUAUGCUUACGACCUUUGCGAUGCACAAACUUCCAGAAACUUCCACUGAUGGGUGAUACUAAAAUUGGUUCCGGGUUUGUGGUUUACAAUCGUCAAGUGUACCGCACGUAUCCAGCGGUAGGCAGGAAAACUAAGCGUUGUCUUGUUGUUGGUGCUCUGUACAAUAAAACGUUUGCAGUUUGUGUGAGACCACUGAAAUGCUUCGAAAAAAUGUUUGGAGUGUCAGAUCGCUCUUUAUCGCCGAAAUAUUAUGUUCAAGGUUAUAGUCUGUAUCAGUCGUAUCCUGCAUAUUGUCAGUAACGUCUACUUGUAAACAUACUGAGGAUAUAUUCACUAGCAGCGUAUAUUAAUACCUUGUUAGAUAAGGCUUAGAUUGUUGUAUC
Molecule: messenger RNA, 929 nt
Organism: Dendronephthya gigantea
Lineage: Eukaryota; Metazoa; Cnidaria; Anthozoa; Malacalcyonacea; Nephtheidae
Exons: 4
Coding region: 427-846 (139 amino acids)
Source: RefSeq, a predicted model, not a curated record